AAUCACGUUUUGUGAUGGUUUUUCAAAAGUACAUUUUAGUGCUUGGUGGUUGAUAUUCUCACGACGUUUUCGUCAUCUGCAAAUACUAUUUGCGUCUACGGCUGCUGAAGUCAAAACGUCGUUACGUCAGUUCAUCAAGCGAAGGUGACGAAAAGGUUUCUGUUACUGCAUCUUCAUUGUACAGGAGCAAGCCAGCUCGUCAUAACCCCGUCAAGAAAAGAGCAUUCAGUGUACCAGGGAGAUAGAUUCUUCGUCUCGUGUUCCAGCAAUGCCACAAAUGUUCAGAGGGUCAUGUGGACAGGACCUGAAGGCCAGCAGAUCACAGACUACACGGGCAGCGUGCCACAAAACAACAUACCAAGAAUUUACGUCGAGGAUGGGAGGUCAGGUCACAAAGGAGUCGACCUGGUUUUCGAAAAUAUCAGUCGGACGGAUAGUGGAAGCUACACUUGCUCGGCCAACGUGGACGGGAAAGAGGAGUCCGUAUCGUUCCAGCUCUUCGUUCACAAAUACAUUGACUUCGAAGACACUCCUACAGUACAGUACCUUGAAGAAGAAAGAGAUUCAGUCUUGAGAUGUGACAUAGAUGGAGAUCCCGCUCCUAGAAUUGCAUGGUCAGCAAAAGGGAAAAAGGUGAAAUUUGAAGGCAAAUAUAGUAUUGACCAAGAGAAUCCCAACUACCUAAUUGUCCACAAUGCAACCCUUGAGGAUGCAGGAGAAUACCUCUGUAGGGCUUGGCAACUCUCCCCCAGGACAUCUAAUAUAGAAACUCUCAAGAUUGACGUCAAAGUACAUCACAAACCUCGUUCUAGCAAUGACAACAAUGACCAGGCCUACAGCUAUGUGAGUGGCACAGUAAACCUGACUUGUGAGGCUAUAGCAGAGCCUAAGGCCAAUUUCUCCUGGAUGAAGGACCAGCAGACCCUAGUGCCAUCAGAAAGAGUGCAAAUCAUCAGUUACCCCAACAAGAGUAUUUUACAGUUAACUGUUGAGGACCCAAAUAUGUUUGGAGAUUAUGAGUGCAUUGCGGAGAACCACCUCGGUACCUUGGAAAGAGUAAUCAUAUUGGAGAGGGGAUCUAAGCCGGCUAAACCAACUCUGAAGGUAAUGAGAGCAGAGGUGAAUGCCUUGCACUUAAUGAUGGAUGCCCAGAAUCAUCCAGACAUGCCAAUCAUGGGAUUCAAAGUUCAGUACAAGAAGGCUGGAGAUGAUUGGGCCUUCGCUCAUGCCACAGAAUUCAAGAAAGGUGAAAGCUAUAUCAUCAACAGCUUGACAGAUGACACCUUGUAUGUAAUUCGAGCCUAUGCCAAAAAUGCUGCAGGAUUAUCAGACUAUUCAGAUGAAGUCAUGGAGAGAACCAAGAAAGUAGAAGCCAUGAACGUGACAUCUUAUUCCUCUCCAGUGACCUCAUCUUCCGCUGUUGUUUUCUUCUCCUUGCUCCUUGCAACAUACCUGAUCUCCUUGUGAACAUUCAAAGUUGAGAGUUAAUUUCUUUUUAUUUCAUUUUGUUUUGUUUGCUUUUCCUGCCUAGUCUUAUGAUAGUAGGAGAAAUGUUGCUUAAAAUGUUUUGUUCGUGGGGUAGGGGAAGGCCCAGUAUUUCCUUGUAAAAGGAGUUAGUAGUUCUUAAAUCUAGCUGACUUUCAGGAGAGUUGAUUUUUGUUAUUUGUAUUUAAUUGUAGCAUUAAUUUCUAUCCAUUUUUUUAUACAAUUGCUGUGGUUAUUGGUGAAAGAAAUAAGUAAUACAUAUGAAUAUUUUGUCUUUUUUUUAAGUAAGCAUACUUAAACCUUAGGUCAGUAUUUACGUGGUGAAAUGUUUUAGACCUCCAAGAUAAAUAUAAAAUUUCAGGAGUUUGCCUAAGUGUGUAAUGUGUAAACAAUGGUUAUUCACUACUGUACUCUAUCGUUCACGUUACCUUUUGUAAAGGAACUAAUUUCGUCUAGGGAAAUGUUUCCAUGUACUUUAGGUAUAUAAGCUUAGGAGUAUUUGUAACAUAAAAAAAUGCUGUAGUGGUAUUAUAAUUGCUGAUAUUAAUAUAUAUAUGUAUCAAUGAGAGUCAUUGAAUCUUACAGUAUUUUGAAAUUCAUGAAGUGAAAGAUGUGUUCAGAUUAGCAAAAUAAUAAUUUUGGAAUGAUCACCCAUGUUCAGUAAUCAUGCUGACUGGACUAUUAAUGUAAAAUGACCUGGGGCAUUGUAACCAAUUGCAGUAUAGGCCAAGAUCAUAUGCAGUGCUAGGUUUUUUUGUAGUGUUGGCAAAAUUACAUUCCCCUGAUAAAUGUACCUAAAGACUGUUGUAUUAUGCUCAUCAAUAUUUUUUAUUUGUUUUAGGGUAGGGUGGAUUGUUGGUCGUGUGGAGCCUCAUCAUAAAUGUGAUUAUGCAUUCAGAGUCAACACUUAAAUGAUUUUUUUAUACAACUCAAAUUGUCUCCUUAUCAUCUGCACUGAUUACUUGUAUAUUUCCUUGGUGUAAAAUAGUUUUGAUUACAAUUUACCACUUUUUUUUCAAGAGACUAUAGAAAUAUUCACAUUUCAUCAAGUGAAAUUAUUUGAUGAUAAACUACCUUUUGUUACAAAAUUAUUAUGACUGCAUGUUGCACUAAGGUUGCCACACGGCCAUUUUAGAUCAUACAAGAUUCGCAAGUGUAUAACAAGAGCUGAUUCAAAGUUGUCAAAAGCAAAAUCUCAGAAUAAUAAAAUUUCAAAACCCCUACUUCUAGCAAAGUUUGAAGGAGAUAUUUCUUAAAACUCCUUUUUUAAAUGGAAGACUGUGUGGAUAAUAUUCACUUUUCCAGAGAUAUUUAUAUUUUUCAUAAUCUGUUUAAAAGGGUGAAAGAAAUAUGUCCUUGUUUAUAAAACAUUACUGGAACUUGAAAAGAAUGUGCAGGAUCAUUGCAAUAAAAUGCUAUUUCAAAUUGGAAAAACUUAAAAAGCAAAUUAUGCUUGCAUUCCAAAACCGGUAAGUAAAUGUUGAGAAACUCAAUUUGUCUGCAAAAUGAAAAAAAGUAAAUUCUUCUCAUGAUGUGUACCGAUUUAAAGAACUGCACUAAAAAAACUAUAAAACAUGUCAUGAUACAUUACUGGCUUACCAUAUAUGUACCGUUCCUUUCAACUGUAAGCUGUGUUCAUAUUUAUGAAUACUAUGUACUUGUACACAUUUGGGACAAAUCUUGAAAAGGCGUUUUGUCAUAUAUUAUGUCAGCUUCCAGGUUGUUAAGCACUUCAUUCAGAAAUAUCUUUCUGUUGACCAAAUUAGGCCAGUAAAAUAACAUAAUCAAAUAUGACAAGUAAAAUUAUUGCAUGCAAUGCUUCUUCAGGGUCUACCUUAACUAACAGUGAUUGUGUCUAACCCAAACUUUGCCUGGCAUCUAUUUUGACUUCUAUUAGACUAAAGAAUAUUGUUGGGUUACUGCAAAGGAAAGAAGAAACAAAACCUAUACAUAAAGGAAAUGAAAAACCUUCAGGUGGAUGUGCAGGACAAUAUGAUUUGUAGUAGACUUUUGCUUUUUGUCUAACAUACAUACACUCCAAUUGUGGCUCAGAAUCUCAAUUUUGGUUGUAAGUC
Macrobrachium nipponense is the source of this 3560-nucleotide messenger RNA. Its product is annotated as neural cell adhesion molecule 1-like. Gene Ontology annotation, molecular function: protein binding. Gene Ontology annotation, cellular component: membrane; neuron projection. The record is from RefSeq and is a predicted model, not a curated record. The coding region runs from base 292 to 1467 and encodes 391 amino acids. Gene Ontology annotation, biological process: cell adhesion. The transcript has 10 exons. Lineage: Eukaryota; Metazoa; Arthropoda; Malacostraca; Decapoda; Palaemonidae.